Messenger RNA from Zeugodacus cucurbitae (melon fly), 1387 nucleotides. RefSeq lists its product as uncharacterized. The record is from RefSeq and is a predicted model, not a curated record. NCBI's taxonomy places the organism in Eukaryota, Metazoa, Arthropoda, Insecta, Diptera, Tephritidae. Gene Ontology annotation, cellular component: neuron projection membrane. Bases 233 to 1372 code for a protein of 379 amino acids. Gene Ontology annotation, biological process: synapse organization. The transcript has 7 exons.
AGAAAUGUUGUUUAGAUUGAACUUUCAAUAAAAUGUCGAACUAUAUUUGUAUUUUAAAUUAUAUAUAAUAAAACUGUUCUCUCGUAGUAUGAUGUGCUGGAUGUGUAAUUUGUCCGUUUUGAGUGAAUACCAAUUUUAAAUUAAAAGAGAGUGAGCAAUAUGGACAAAAACUAAAAAAGAGCUGUGUGUAUUUAAAUCAUGGCAUUUAACCGAGGCUGCUUGUUAGUGUAUAAUGGUUGAGAUACAUAUAAAAUUCAAUACUAUUUGGUAUAUAGUUUUAAUUAUUUCCUCUAUAUCAACUGGUAUAAAAUCAGACGUCAGUAAAAUGUCACCUAUAAAAAAUCAUUUCGUGGAAUCUAGUCAAUCUCAUUUUACUACAAAGAACAGUACUCGUGUUAUUGCACAGAAAGGUGGUUUAGCAGUAUUACCAUGUGUCGUCAAACUAAAUUCUCCAGCAACAGUCUCAUGGAUUCGCCGUAAAGACUUCCAAUUACUAACAGUUGGGUUAUCAACCCAUAGUAGUGAUAAACGAUUUCUUGUGGAGCACACACGCCAUAUGGGGCACUGGUCGUUAAGAAUUAAAUCUGUACGUGACAGCGACCGGGGGUUAUAUGAAUGUCAGUUGUCAAUAUACCCUACCGAAUCAAUUUUUGUAGAACUGAAAGUUGUUGAAGCUGUCGCUGAGAUUGUAGGUGCUCCAGAUUUGCACAUUGAUGAAGGAUCCUCUCUUCGGUUAGAGUGUAGACUUAAGAAAGCCACAGAAAAUCCUGCUUUUGUUUUCUGGUAUCAUAACAACAAAAUGGUUAAUUACGAUGCACAAGAGGGUUUUUCGGUUACUUCGGCUGCGGUGAUGGAUACUGCUAUAACAGAAGGAUCGCAAAAUUCAGAAAACUCCUUAACUCUAUCAAACAAAAAACUUAACAGUGAACGUAUUGAAAACAAAGAUAAAGAACAUUUUACUAACAAAUCAAUAACGUCAGCAUCUAAAUCCCAGUUAUCUCCAUAUUUGUUGUCGCCUACAUCCAGUAUAUUGACUUUAGAGGUAGUUCAUUUUCAUCAUGCAGGUAAUUAUACUUGUGCUCCUUCGAAUGCCAGAGCAGUUAGCAUCACUGUGCACGUUCUACGAGGUGAAACUCCAGCUGCAAUGCAACAUGCCAAUCACAGUAAUUUUGACAAUGACAACAAUAAUAGCAGUAUCAGUGGACCGAAAUUUCCUAAUAGUGGAAGUAGCAGUUACCCUAAUUUCUUUAUCAUAGCAAUACCUAUUGUGAAAAUUAUGUAUUACUAUUCCAUAAAUUUUGAAUAUAAAAAUAAAGUAUUGUUUUAUAUUAUUAAGUCAAUUAUAAUAUUGUUACGUAAUUUAAAGUGUUAAAGAAAUAAAUAAGAA